ACCCGUUGCGCACGCAUCGAAAAUCAGCUGAUCGGAGUCGAAAGCGAAGUCACAUGUCACAUGAUAUUGUUCAGUGUUGAGCAACAUGGCUGCACGGCAUGAACCUGUGUAUUGGCUGGGGAAGGACACACUGAGAGUGUCAGCAGCCCUGUUCGUGGAGAACCGGCGGCGACUAUGCCAGGGCCUGAAGGCCAAGGAAGGGGUGGCCCCCAAAUCUGUGGUUGUGCUGCAGGGUGGAGAGCAGAAGCAGAGAUACUGCACUGACACAGACAUGCUCUUCCGACAGGAAUCCUUCUUCCACUGGGCUUUUGGAGUGACUGAAAGCGACUGCUAUGGAGCUAUUGAUGUAGACACAGAAAAAUCCAUUCUCUUUGUUCCCAAGCUGCCUGAGAGCUAUGCAACCUGGAUGGGAGAGAUCUAUCCAAAGGAACACUUCAAGACAAAAUAUGCAGUUGAUGAGGUGCAGUACACCUGUGAUAUUGCUGAUUUCCUAUCCAAGAUGAAGCCUGAGGUCCUUCUAACUUUGCGUGGCGUGAACACAGAUAGUGGGAGUAUUUGCCGGGAAGCCUCCUUUCCAGGAAUUAGCCAAUUCAAAGUGAACAACACUCUUCUGCAUCCAGUCAUUGUGGAAUGCCGGCUGACUAAGACUGAUAUGGAGCUGGAGGUGCUGCGCUACACUAACCGUAUUUCCAGUGACGCCCAUAAAGAGAUAAUGAAGAAAGUGAAACCUGGACUAAAAGAAUAUGAAAUGGAAAGUCUGUUCCAGCAUUACUGCUACACCCGUGGGGGAAUGCGUCACACCUCCUACACCUGCAUCUGUGGAUCUGGAAACAACAGCUCAGUACUUCACUACGGCCAUGCAGGAGCUCCCAAUAACAAGACCAUCAAUGACGGAGACAUGUGUCUGUUUGACAUGGGCGGAGAGUACUACUGCUACUCCUCUGACAUCACCUGCUCCUUCCCGGCCAAUGGAAAGUUCACUCCAGAUCAGAAGGCAAUCUAUGAAGCUGUUCUCAAGUCAUCACGGGCUGUCAUGGCUGCCAUUAAACCUGGGGUGAAGUGGACAGAGAUGCACCGUCUGGCUGACCGGGUUCACCUGGAGGAGCUGCUGAAGAUUGGGAUCCUGCGUGGAAGUGUUGAGGACAUGAUGAAGGUCCACAUGGGCUCGGUCUUCAUGCCCCAUGGACUGGGACACUUGCUGGGCAUAGAUGUGCACGAUGUGGGUGGCUACCCAGAGGGUAUUGAACGGGUCAAUGAGCCCGGGCUGAAGAGCUUGAGGAUGGGCCGUCUUGUUCAGGAGCGCAUGGUCCUGACUGUGGAGCCUGGUAUCUACUUCAUAAACCACCUACUGGACCAGGCCUUGGCCAACCCAAGCCAGAGCUGCUUCAUCAACAAUGAAGUGCUGGCUCGCUUCCGCGGCUUUGGAGGGGUGCGUAUUGAGGAUGACAUUGCGGCGACUGCCCAGGGAAUUGAGUUGCUCACCUGCGUUCCUCGUACAGUGGAGGAGAUCGAGGAAUUCAUGGAUGACUCUGGAAAAUCCUUCUAAAUACUCCGCUCAAAGCUCAUCUAACCAAAUCAUUUUUACACUCCUUAAUCUGUUUUCUGAUUUUAAGUGAGAUGCAGUUUGUAUUCAUUUACCUGUCCGCAUAUUGCAAUAUAAUCACAGAUGGGAAAAACCUUUUUCAAUUCAGUAAAUGCAGUAUCAGUAUCAUAACAUUAACUGUUUCAAGUUCCUUGAUGAUUCUUGUGAAAUACAGUAUAUCAAACACUGUAUAAAACAGAAAAUAUGCACAUCACUCAAUAACAUUGGAUGCAAUGAAAUCGGAACUUAAUAUAUAGAAGAAAUAAUUCAGCAGUUUCCGUAGCAUAACACCGUAAUACAUAACACGUGCAUCGAACUAUUUUAAGCUUCUUGUUAUAUUGAAACAUGCAUAGUCAACUGCAGGUCUCGGGCAAAUUUGUCAUGUCUGCAGCAUUGUGUUGAUUUUAGUCACAAUGUUGGUUAACCAGGUGCGCUGAGUAAAGACUGAGUUGAGACAUUACUUUUUACUUUAAACUGCAGUGUAAAAUUAAUAUUGACCGCAAUAUUUCAGUGCCUGGUAAAUUGCUUUAAGACUGUGUAAUAGAUUUAUUUUUUGUUUUAUAUGAUUCUCAAUCUACAGUGCAAUUAAAAUAAACCCCUCAAUUUGCAA
Molecule: messenger RNA, 2192 nt
Organism: Esox lucius (northern pike)
Lineage: Eukaryota; Metazoa; Chordata; Actinopteri; Esociformes; Esocidae
Gene: pepd
Product: peptidase D
Exons: 15
Coding region: 86-1546 (486 amino acids)
Molecular function (GO): metalloaminopeptidase activity; manganese ion binding
Source: RefSeq, a predicted model, not a curated record